UAAACCCUCUCUGCAUCUUCCUCGCUUCACAACACACCAAGCUUAAUUACUUUUAUUGCUACUUUUUUGGGUAAAAAUCAGAAAUAUUAUUCAAGAAAAAAGAAAUGGGCAAUAGUUACUCAUAUUCAUCAUCAUCAUCAUCAUCAUCUUACAGCUCUCAGCCUCCAUUACCAGUACACCUCUGCUUCUUCCUGCUUAUACUGCUAAUGUUCGUUGGUCUAUCAUGGUACAUCAACUACGAGCCAGUGCUAGAGAGCAUGCUCGAUCAAGUGAAGCUGUUCCUCUCGGCGUCUCCCUUGCUGCUUUUGCUGCUUGUUCAUUUGCUUUCCAAUGAUGAUCAUCGAUAUGGCAGGAAGCUUUCCCAUUACAUUCCUUUGCCGGAGAAGGACUCUCUUCAUAGGGCUGGAGGAACUCCUUGGGGUGUUGGGUUUCUGCUUGUUUUUCUCUUUUUCUUGAUCUCUUACCACUCCUAUUUCCAAGAACGUUGGUUUCCUCUCUUGAGCAGGUAAUACAUACCACAGAACGCAUUCAGCCAGCAAGUAUAUAUAUCCUCAUGGAAUAUGAAUAUUUGUUAGCUAUAGCAGUGCAUGAACCAAAUGUACUCCUGUCUUUUCAAUAUAUAUAUGUAUUUUUUUUCUUUUUUUUAGUAGGACUGUGUUAAUGGAAGUGUAAUGAUGGUGCGGCAACGGGUAUCACUUUUCCCUUUUGUUUUUGCUACAAGGAAAGAUACAAGGAAGAGUACUUCUGUAAUCCAACAAUAGGAAUGUAUGCCUUUGCAUAAAGCAUUUUGCUUU
Molecule: messenger RNA, 794 nt
Organism: Populus trichocarpa (black cottonwood)
Lineage: Eukaryota; Viridiplantae; Streptophyta; Magnoliopsida; Malpighiales; Salicaceae
Exons: 1
Coding region: 105-509 (134 amino acids)
Source: RefSeq, a predicted model, not a curated record